Penicillium cataractarum is the source of this 1554-nucleotide messenger RNA. RefSeq names its product developmental regulatory protein WetA (gene wetA). Lineage: Eukaryota; Fungi; Ascomycota; Eurotiomycetes; Eurotiales; Aspergillaceae. The transcript has a single exon. The coding region runs from base 1 to 1554 and encodes 517 amino acids. The record is from RefSeq and is a predicted model, not a curated record.
AUGUUCGCUCAACCAUUCGAUCACUCUUUCAAUGAUCUAUUCAACCAAUACGUCAAUAUGGAUACCUCUGCCCCCGAUUACAAGGAUCCCAUGCUCUCGAGUCAUUUUGACCAGCUCUUCCCGUUGGAGUCUCUAUCAAGCGAUUGUGGCGAUCUCUCCCCCACCGUCUCCACUUCUAAACGCCAUCCCCAGUCGCCGCAACCUUGGAGUCAAGACUGGUCCCUGCAGGACGACAGCUCGGCUGGCGAUCAUUUCGCUUUUCAAGACACCGUUCAUCCCUCUGCCAUCUCAGACCUGGGAUUGAACAACUUUGAAGCCUCUUCUCGUCCUGCUGCUCCUACCCGAAUUUCUACUGCUUCUCCCUCCACUCCUCCGGCUACUCCCCAGCGCAAGGCAAACAAGAGCGCUCUCCUUACCCCCAAGUCCAUCCGUCAUCGUGAUCCGAAUGAGCGUCGAGCCCUACUACGCAAGCAAAGUUUCUCCCCUAGCUUGAUGCGAUCUUCUAUCCAAAAAGGAAGAAUGGCGUAUCCAGAGGCCUGGGCCCAGAGAAUCCAAAACUUCACCCUAACUGGCUCUGAUGAUCGUCUUCCUUUGUCUCCCCCGCCUUCCGAUGUUCUUAUCCAACACGAGAACAUGACUGGCGACACCACCACAAUGAAUCACCCCCGAAACUCUGCAGAGAUGGCUGCUCAAUAUGAUGCGCGCCUCUUCCACCAAUCUCCAGCCGUCUCUAUGCCAUCUCCUUCGGCUAGCGCCCUUGCCCGUCAUCAGCAACACUACAUGAACCACCCUGGCUCCUCGGCUCUGACCGAUUCGAGCCCUCCUUCUGCAGAUGAAAUCUUCUCUUCAUCACACUCCUCAGAUCCUCACUCUAUUUCCUCAUGGCAAUCAGACUCCCUCGCCACCUCUCUCUCCUUUACUCCCGAUCUCCAGAGCCACGACGCACAAUGGUGGUCUCCUAUGCCCACUCGAGUCGCUCAACAACAGACCAACUACCAAACUAUGGUCACAUCACCCACCCCUCAACGCUCUUUGCAAACCGUCGCAGCCCAAAAUGACAUGAUGCAAGGAGGACUGAUGAUCCAAAUGGAUCCCUCUUUUGACAUGCCUGGCGAAUCCUCCAUGCUCCCCAUGAACAACCAGAAGUUCAUGGCUCCUUUCACCGCUCCUCAAGUUCACAACAUCUCCCGCUCCCCAUCACUCUCUCCUACGGCCGGCUCUUCACCAAAGGAUACCCGCAAUGGUGUCAAGGGGAACCACAGCCGCAAGCACAGUCGCAAACUCUCGGGUCAAAGCAUGACCGCACCCAAGCCUGCAAAGAGCUCCACUAGCCCCCGUGGAGCAAACAAGUCUGUCAGUGUAUCAUUUGUCAACUUCACUGCCCAUGACAGCAAGAAGAUCCUCACUGGUGUCGCUCCCUCUGGUAGCUCCAAGACAAAAGCCCGUCGGGAGCAGGAGGCCAAGGACCGCCGCCGCAAAUUGAGUGAGGCUGCCCUUCGUGCCGUUCGCAAUGCCGGCGGUGAUGUCGAGGCUUUGGAAGCCGUGUUGUGUUAA